AUGGUGGUAGACUCCGGAGAAACCUUCUCAGACUCGGGCGACUCAAGCCGCCCUACUAUCGCGCAGACCCGUGUCAAAGUUCCCUUCCUGCUGCGGCACAGUCUUUUUAGCACGAUUUUAAUCUUUGGAGUUGGAUUGCUCCCUUUUGCCAUUCCCCUGGGCGUCGUCGCUGGCACACAAACCGCACUCCUGGAUUAUGGCGGCUCUUGGGUCGGGACCGGGAAGGUGCCAUUUGAAGUGCAUAUCGAAAGCAGGUGUCCUGACGCUCGAGAUUGUUUACAGAAACUGGUUGUGCCAACAUAUUGGCAAGUGAAAGACAAGGUGGAUUUUAGGAUCAGUUACGUUGGGGAGGUCUGGAAAGAGCCGAGGAAAGAAGUGACUUGUCAACAUGGGUGGAACGAAUGUGACGGCAAUAAGCUGCUUAUAUGUGCUGGAAAGUACGCAGGUUCCGUUGCUGAUGGCCUGGCGUUUGUCAACUGCGUAUUAUCCGACUACGAACGGGUCCCUGAACCCAAACUAAUUGAAGAAUGUGCAUGGGAGCAUGGCAUUGAUUAUGAUCAAAUUAAGGCAUGCGCAGACGGACAUGAAGGCCGGAAUCUGUUAAUCAGCAGUGUCGAACGCAGUGUUGCUGUGGAGGCCAAUUUCAGCUGCACUGUUCGUGUCGCUGGUGAGAAGUGGUGUUCGAGAGACGAUUAUGAAUGGCAAUGUGACAAGUACCACUAUACAGUUGAGAAUCUGGUCGAGGAAAUCAAGAAAUUAACUGAGGAGGAUGCAGACCGCCACUCCUAA
Molecule: messenger RNA, 789 nt
Organism: Aspergillus lentulus
Lineage: Eukaryota; Fungi; Ascomycota; Eurotiomycetes; Eurotiales; Aspergillaceae
Product: GILT family protein
Molecular function (GO): oxidoreductase activity, acting on a sulfur group of donors, disulfide as acceptor
Source: RefSeq, a predicted model, not a curated record